GGAGAGCCACCACUUUUUUCCGCGUAUAAGUUUCCUUCCUGAAAGUUUCUCCCCCCCUCUCUAUGCAAAGGAGCAGUUGUAUGCAUUCACAAUGAGAGGGAAAGCGAAGAGCCUUACAGCAUGCAAGUAUUCCUCUAAUAAUAUGUUUGUUGUUCAUCACCGACGUCGUUUUGAGUUACUUUAGAUGCUUCCCAGCACAUUUCCGUUAUGCGAAGUCCAACUUGUUGGUUAGUCGUCGUGCUGUGGUGGAUGCCCAUCCGAGAUAACGGAGAACCAGUGAUUCUCAGCCGGUCUGGUUACUGCAAUGAAUGGUAACACUAUCCAUCCAGCCAACACCACAACAGCAGGAGGAGGCCCAGGCGUGGCAGCGCCCCCGAGAGGCUGGAGGGAGUUUUGUGAGCUGCACGCUAUCGCCACAGCCCGGGAGCUGGCCGGACACUACCGGAGCUUCGCCAGAGAGCGGCCCCAGCAUGACGUGCUCCCACCUGAAACCUUUUCCAAGCAGUUCACCGACCUCUUUCAGCAGCACUUUUGCUGCGAGGUCGACAAAGAUGGAACUCCCCUCAACCAGAGCACAUGCUCGACCACUACCGGUAGCGCUUCCACCACCACUUCUGUGGCCCCUCCCGUCCCACCUCCUCCUUCAUCACAAGCUCUGAUUGGUCGAUUGCGGAUCACAUCCUUCUCCGGGGCGCUGGACUACCGGGAGGCAGGCCGACCAAGUGGAGGAUCGGCGCUGUUCGCUGUCGUCUCCCCAAAGGCAGAGCCGGUGGUGGUGAGCCGAGAGCAGGAGCAGCCGCUGCGAUGUUCUGCAGGAAAUCCCACAUCAGGAAACCCAGUGGUGCUCAGGGGGUCGACUCGUAGUGUUGGCGGUGGAUCAUUGCUGGUUCGCAGCCAUAGCAAUGAGGAGGUUUCUAGCACUGAUCGCCGCCAGACAUCUGAACGGUACUCCUCCGACUCUGCAACCUCCAACCCUGGGCACCCUGACGUCACACACUUCUCUGUCAGCCAGAUCCGACAAAGCGUCAGACGGCUUCUCAAGAAACUGCCUCUUUCCGGCCCUCCCUCCCCUCAGGACCUGUCUCCUAGCAACUCCAGCACCACUAACAUCAACAGUCCACCAAACAGUGGCGACAGAGUAGGCGGGGUUCCCUCCAUGAUUGAAGAAUUGACGCCUCUGUCAGCCUCAUCCUCCCUCGCUUCCCCUAGCCUUAACCCUGAAGCCCCGCCCCCAGCCUCUUCUCAUACGUUUGUGGCUGGAGCUUCACACUUCCUGGAUCGUUUCCGUCGGUUACGCAGCAGCAGCAUGAGGCAGAGGAGGUCAGAUGGGAGCAGCUGCUGUAAAGAGGGUCAACUGAGGUACCUGCUGGUGGAUGACACUAUCUCAGACACUCAGCCUCGCUGGCAACGCUGCCGCCUGCUGGUCAGGAGGACCAAGGAUGCACAAGGAGGAGGAGGAGGAGGAGGGGAGAAGUACCAGCUGGAACUUUAUGAUCCUCCAAAGGCCUCCAGUCCCAAGCUGACAGCCCACUGCUCAGAUAUCCAAGAAGUCCGUCGUUGCAACCGGCUGGAGAUGCCCGACAACUUCAACACAUUUGUUAUAAAGGUUAAUCACUAUCCAGGUAGUCUGAUAUUUGAGACAGACAAUGACCAGCAGGUCAGCUCCUGGACCACAGAGCUAAAAGAAUGCACCAGCAACAGGUCAGGUAGUGUGGAUCUGGAGCCCCUCCCCUCCCCAGCUGACAGCUCCGUUCCAGCCAAUCGCAGCGGGAGCUCCGAGUCUGGAAGUCAGACCUUGGUGACCUUCGCUGUGCCGGAACAGGUGUACCAAAAGACAGACCACUUCCUGUUCUCCUACCCCUGGUUUCACGGGCCCAUCUCUCGCAUCAAGGCGGCCCACCUGGUUCAAAGCUCUGGUCUUGAGGGGCACGGAGUGUUUCUGGUCCGACAGAGUGAGACACGCAGGGGAGACUACGUCCUCACCUUUAACUACCAGGGAAAGGCCAAACACCUGCGCCUGUCUCUGACAGAAUGGGGCCAGUGCAGGGUGCAGCACCUGCGCUUCCCCUCCGUUAUGGACAUGCUCAGUCACUUCCGCCUCUUCCCCAUCCCACUGGAGUGCGGUGCCGCGUGUGACGUCACGCUGUCCAGCUUCGUAGUGGCCGGCUCCAGCCCUGCAUCACAUGGUCAGCUCUCAGGCACGGUCCUGGUCCCCUUCUCCCUGCACCGGUGGAGCUCUGAGCCCAGCUUAGCUCACUGCAGCCUGGCCAGCUGCUCCAGCCAGCUCCCUCCCUCCUCCACCAGCUCCGCCACCACCACCACGUCCAGUCCCAGUCCUGCCUCCCACCCAGGGCAUCGCCCGCUGCCCCGCACCAGUAACCCCCUCCCUGACCCCCCUUCAUCAGCCCCUGCCCCUCUGCGUCGGAGUGAAUCGGUGGGCAGAAGGCCCCUCCUGCGCCACCCCAACCCCCACCCACCCAUCAUCCCUCAGCGGGACUCAGACUAUGAACUUGAGCCUGAGCGCGGCCGCAAGCGGGCCAUAGACAACCAGUACAUGUUCCUCUGACGCCACCAUCACCUCUGACAGAGAGCAAUCUCAUGUAAACUCAGUACACACACACACACACACAUACACACACAUACACACAUCGUGCAGACACACCAUCGUAACACCACUCAGUUUUGUGACUCACAGCAAGUGAGUGCAUGAUGCUAAAAUGAUGACAGCAGACUAAUGAACUUGAGCUUACAAGUCUUUGUCUAAUGAAUGCAAAGCUGAGUGUGUUACAGAUCGUACACACACACACACACACACAUACGCACACACACACAGACACUCAGUCUGUGCCAAGUGCGCAUUCACCCACAUCAGACUCUCACAACUUCCACCCUGAGUGUCCACAAUGAAUGUAUUUUUGGGAAUUUUAUAAUAGCAUUGAGUAUGAUGAUUAUUCUUGCUUUUCUGAUUUUGAGAUUGUUGUGCAGGGGAGAGAGCCACAUGUGUAGCUGUCCUCCUGCCCUGGGCAAAAAAACAAAACAUUUUUUAAAUGUUUCAGAAUCUGGUGAAUUUUUAGAGGAGUGCUUGAUUUAACCUCCUUGGCAUUUGAACUGAACCACUGAUGGGAAAGCCCUGCCUGCAGAUGUGGUUAAGUCAAGUGCUCCUUUUAAAUUUUUGAAAGAUAUUUACCUCUGCCCUGAUCUUCACCUUCACACAUGGGAGACCCCGUGUGGAGCAAAUUCCCACCCCUCUUCUCUUAGUACACACAAACAGAAAAGCACUCCAUUUUGGAGUGUCAUUACUCUUAUAAAACGUUGCUGAAAUAUUUCUCCUCUUGCGCAUUUCCAUGUUUUUAAAAUGCAAUCGGAAACAAUGUGUAUUUUUUUUCUAUACACAGAUUCUUUUGUAGAAAAAUGGAAAAAAAGAAACUAAAAAAGGGGAAAACUUGAGUCAAGUCUUUGUGGAGAAGCUGCUCCUCAAAACUGAACCAGCACUGCUCCAACCACUCCAUACCUGAGCUUCAGCAAUUAAGAAGAACCGUAUCAGAUGAUUCUAGAUCAGCGUUAAUGAGCAGCGUCUACCUAAUGCAGAUCAUCACCGUUUGUGGUGUGUGUGUGUGUGUAGAUGUAAAGACAGACCCGUCCAUUUAAACGAAUGGGGGGGUGAAAGAAAGUGUAGGCUCACAAGCAUGUGCUGAUUGUGCAGUCUGGCACAGUAUUCAGCUGAAUAUGAGUGGAUCUGUCAAUUUGUGCGCUAGGAUUUCCAAAACUGAUCAGAGCAUGUUUGUUCCAUUGUAAAUCUACUGAUUUACACCAAAAGCACCAAGAUUUAUUCCAGCUACGGUGCUCAAAUACUUUGAAGCAUGAAGAACAUGAUCUAGAUAUUGUGUCUGUUUGGAGAGGUCAGUGUGAACAGCUCAACCCAAAGUGAAAGAGUGGAGUAAGAGGGGGACAUUUUCUAGUUGUUGUAAUCUACAGGUCAAGGUGAAACAGGAAUAGGAUCCAGGUCAGGUUUUUUUGAACGGCUUACUGUGAUUUCUUUUCAUUUCAGUGGCUGUUCAAAAAGAGUGGGACUCAAAGUGGAAAGUUAAAAGCAAGUUUGAAAUGUCUGAAACCUUUUUUCAGAUCUUUCUUUUUUUGCUUUGGUUUGUUAGUCUAGCAUUAAAGCCUUAAAGGGCUGACGCAGUGACGCGACACGACUCCUGAGUGCCAGUGAAGACAUGACGUUUAUUUCAUAACAACUCCAGGCAAAUCUUGAAUCUUGAAGUCUGGAUGUGGCAUCAGAUCUCUAACUCUACUUUUUACACUCAUAGCAUUACAUUUCUCUUCCAUCUCAGUAUGAAGUCGUCUACAGCUUAACGUACACAGCAGCCAGGGGAAACUCUUUCAUGCUCAUCAUCAUUUAAAAUGGGACUGAUUUAUAUGUAUAAAGAAAACACAAAUACUUUGAUCAUACUUUGUUCCUCUAUGCAAUUUGGGCUCUGACCAUUAGCAUUUUUUUUUUGAAGAUAAGAGCAAUCAGUAAUUUAUUAAUUAUUAUCAUUAAAACUUUAUUUAAUGACAUGAGAUCACAAUCUUUGGAAGGCUUUGGAAGUUUGUGUCACAAUACCAAAAAAAAAAAGCACAGUCCCACUGACCGUGGCAGAUCACUCAGCUCAUUGGGGAUGUGAUUAUUGUGGACCGGGGUCACUUACAUUCAGGGUUAAUUAAAGCUAUCAGUCACGUAAUGGGUAUAUCUGUGGAGUAACACAUCAGCAAAGACAAAGGGAGAACAAUGGAAGACGGCGCUCACUUCAUUUCUACUCAAAACUCGUGCGUACCGAGCGCCUUUACCAAGGCUCGUGUUUUCCUUCCAUCUCUGACCUGGUUUCCUUUUUUGUUUUGUUUUGUUUU
Molecule: messenger RNA, 4890 nt
Organism: Myripristis murdjan (pinecone soldierfish)
Lineage: Eukaryota; Metazoa; Chordata; Actinopteri; Holocentriformes; Holocentridae
Gene: sh2b3
Product: SH2B adaptor protein 3
Exons: 8
Coding region: 305-2566 (753 amino acids)
Biological process (GO): intracellular signal transduction
Cellular component (GO): plasma membrane
Molecular function (GO): transmembrane receptor protein tyrosine kinase adaptor activity
Source: RefSeq, a predicted model, not a curated record